Messenger RNA from Erythranthe guttata (spotted monkey flower), 529 nucleotides. The record is from RefSeq and is a predicted model, not a curated record. NCBI's taxonomy places the organism in Eukaryota, Viridiplantae, Streptophyta, Magnoliopsida, Lamiales, Phrymaceae.
GGCUUUGGGCUUGCAUGCAAGAAGAACGAUUGCGCUUCGUCGAGACUGAAACUGCUUUUCAAACUCUGCAGCAUUUGCAUGCACAAACUCAAGAGGAAUUGCGGGCCAUGGGCUCGGAGUUGCAGAACCGGGCCCACCUAAUGAAGGUCUUUGAGUCCAGAAAUCAGAGUUUACAAGACGAGGUUCGAAAGUAUGAAGAGGAGAAUAAGCACCUUAAUGAGCUCAUAGAAGCGGAUGCGGACUCAUUCGCAAGGCGGGCCGAAAUGUACUACAAGAAACGGCCCGAGUUGAUGAAGUUUGUGGAGGAGUUCUACCGAGCUUACCGUGCACUAGCAAAAAGGUACAGCCACGCCACGGGUGAACUUCGCCAAGCCCAUCGAACCAUAUCGGAGGCAUUUCCCGAACAAGUACCUUUCGAACUCGGUGAUGACUCGCCUUCGAAAACUGAGCCUCUCACACUAGAAAUAAAAAGACGCGUGCAUGCAUUGUUCGAUGCUGACGAAUAGCUUCAAGAUUCCGAUACAGGGUU